AUGGCAACCACAACCACCUCCAUCGUCGUCGCGUCCAAAAACCCCACCAAGAUCCGGGCAGCACAACUCGGCUUCGACUCAGCCAUGCCGGGCUCCUACGAUGUCCGCGGAGUCAGCAUUCCAUCCGGCGUCCCCGACCAGCCCCUGACAGACGAAGAGACGCUCCGCGGGGCUCUCAACAGGGCGCGCGGUGCGCGAGAGAGCGAGAAGGACGCAGAGUACUGGGUUGGGAUCGAGGGCGGCAUCGACAUGUCGGACAAGCAGGACGGGCCGAUCAUGAACUUUGCCUGGAUCGUGGUUCUUGACCGCCAGGGCCGCGUGGGCAAAGCGCGCACGGCGGCGUAUUACCUCCCCGAGGAGACGGCCGCUUACCUGCGCCGGGGGAUGGAGCUGGGGGACGCGGACAACCUUGUCUUCGGACAGACGAACACGAAGAGCAGCAGAGGGUCGGUCGGGCUGUUGACUGACGACGUCAUCGACCGGACCGCGUACUAUCACCACGCCGUCAUCCUGGCUCUGAUUCCGUUCAAGAACACGAAAUUGACAUUUGUGUAA
This is a messenger RNA of Colletotrichum spaethianum, 555 nucleotides long. RefSeq names its product non-canonical purine NTP phosphatase. Bases 1 to 555 code for a protein of 184 amino acids. NCBI's taxonomy places the organism in Eukaryota, Fungi, Ascomycota, Sordariomycetes, Glomerellales, Glomerellaceae. Gene Ontology annotation, biological process: thiamine metabolic process. The transcript has a single exon. Gene Ontology annotation, molecular function: ribonucleoside triphosphate phosphatase activity. The record is from RefSeq and is a predicted model, not a curated record.